AUGGCGACCUUGAAAGAUGAAGGGCUACAUAAGCCCCAAGAUAUCACAAUGUCUCCGUGGGCUGUUCAACGAUACGAAGAGCCAGGAGAUCACGACCUGCCCACGACUUUCGAUAUCGACUAUCAAAACUUGUCUCUUUUGCUUCAAGAAGCAGCCAUAUUAUACCCACAGUGCGCAAAACCGAAGCUCUACCCUACCCUUCAGCCCUACACUCCAGUCACCGUUACCACCCCCGUGGUCCCGAAGCGAUCUGUGGCAGUGUCGACGAAGGACCCCUUUUCGGAAGGAAACCGAUUGGACCAGGGUCCCACCCACGCCACCGAUUACCGAGAAUACGACAUACUAGCUGUACCCCUGAGGCGCAAAGACAACAGACUUCCGCUUUCGGUCAAUAUGGGUAGCCGUCAGAAAACUUCAACCGAGGGUUUAUGGGCUGGGAUCAAACCCGCUGUACUCCUCGGUAUCAAACCUCGUCAAGCCAACAACGAUGGCCAUACGUUCAGGACUUUGGAAUUUGAAGUACCAUUAGACCACCAUCAUCACGGCAUCUCGCAGAAAGAUGCGUUUUUGCAACUUCAUGCAGAACUUGUAGACAGCUUUCCCAACCCUAACCCAACAACCCCCGAUGCCCCAAGUAGUCCUAUAUCCCCCCAAAAGCCCUUCAUCCUCUACCUUUGCGGCGGUCCCGGAGACGGAAACCCUUCCGGCAAGGUUCCCGAGCUGAACAAGUUCUGUAUCAACAGAGGCUACCAAGUCCUCUAUGUCCACUACCGAGGAACGGGUCUCAGCCCCUUGUUCUUCGAUUCGACCGCCAAGGCCAAAGUGCUGAACAUGUCCGACCAAGACAAAGCCAACUACCUCGCCAAGUUUCGACAAGAUAACAUUGUUCGCGAUCUUGAAGCAAUUCGCUUAUGUCUCGAAAAAGAACUUGCUACCAAAAUCAAGUGGACACUUAUAUGCCAGUCCUUCGGCGGAUGGGUCGCCACCACUUACCUCUCCUUUCUCCCUCGAUCUCUAGAAGCAGUGUACAUCAGUGCCGGGAUGCCACCGCUGGGCAAGACCCCACGAGAGGUAUACGAGAAGACAUACGUCCAUAUCGUCAGGCGAAACGAGGAUUACUUCAACGAGUACUUCCCGGAAGACCAAGAGCAUGUUAGAACGAUCAUCGAGUACUUGCGAGAUAAGGCACCGUUGCAAAAGGGGGUUGAAGGACAGCCGGCGUCGUUCAGAGGGUACGAACUCUAUGGCGAAAAUGGAGAGAGAAAAGGGUGUUAUCUGACUUACCAGACAUUUAUGACUCUGGGACGGACGUUCGGGUCAGCGCCUGUCAUCCGUAGGGAUGGGGACGAAGAAGACGAAGAAGAGGAACCCUUAUCACCUACCAGCUUCAUCGAACCCAAGAUCCCGAUCCCCUACCAAAAACUCCAUCGCCUCAUAACCAGCUUCAUCUACGACCUUGAUCACUCCAUAUACUCCAGAAACCACGAUAACACCAUCUCCCAGACAACCCUCUCCCUCUACGCAAACCUCGAAUCCUUCGCCCUCCACCGCCGCCCGCUCUACGCCCUCCUUCACGAAGCCAUCUACUGCUCGUCCACUUGCCCCCAAACCAGCCAACCAUCCAACUGGGCCGCCAUCGACGUCGCCUUGUCCCAUUCCUCGGGCGCCUUUUCCUGGCUUUCCCCUACCUCUUCUAUUAUCCCAUCAAAGAAGUACUACUUCACAGGCGAAGCCAUCCACCCCACCCCGCUGCUCUCCCCGCUCGGCGGUCCCGCCCUCACUCCCUUUCUGGGCGCCGCGCAUAUCCUUGCGCAAAAGGCCGAUUGGCCUGCUUUGUAUGAUUUUUGCUCGCUCCGGCGGAACCAAAACUCUGCGAAGGAGGAGGAGGAAGGGGAUGAGAAGGGGAUGACGAAAGUGAAAGUGAGAGCGGUGGCUUACAAGCAAGAUAUGUAUGUUGAUUUGGGACUGUCACAACAAGCGGCGGGGUUGAUUGGGGGGUGUGAGUUGGUGGUUUGUCCUUUUGGGAGUUGGGGACAUGGAAGUCUCAAGGAGGUGGACAAGACGGAGAGGGUGUUGGGGUGGUUGUUUGAUGGGGUUUGA
This is a messenger RNA of Neurospora tetrasperma FGSC 2508, 2100 nucleotides long. RefSeq lists its product as uncharacterized. The record is from RefSeq and is a predicted model, not a curated record. Lineage: Eukaryota; Fungi; Ascomycota; Sordariomycetes; Sordariales; Sordariaceae. The coding region runs from base 1 to 2100 and encodes 699 amino acids. The transcript has a single exon.